AUAUAUAGUUGUAUUAUAUAUACUAUCAUAAGAGAGUUCACCACUCAUUCCAAAUGAAAAUCUCUUCUUCUCUUUUCCAAUGGGUAUUUCUGUGCUUAUGUGCUGUGAGUUUCUGUCAAGCUUCUUCAGAGGCUCCAGGUAUUAAAGAUGAAGAUACAUUUUUUCCAUUACCAAAGAAACCAUCUUUUAAGAAACACCAUGGGUUUUUUCAUCACCCCAUUCCAGGGUUUGAAAAGCCUCUUUCUCCACCAACUCCCAUUUAUAAGCCAGAACCAAAGCCAGAGUCGAAGUCAAAGCCGAAAUCAGAGACCAAGCCAAAGCCAAAGUCACAUCCAAAACCAGAGACCAAGCCAAAGCCAGAGCCUAAACCAGAGCCAAAACCAAAAUGCGAGCCCAAACCAGAGACCAAGUCAGAACCAAAGCCAAAAGAAGAGUCAAAGCCAAAGUCGAAGCCAAAAUCCGAGCCCAAAACAGAGACAAAGUUAAAACCAAAACCAAAAGAAGAAUCAAAGCCAAAGCCAAAAAUAGAGACAAAACCAAAACCUGAGCCAAAGCCAACAAUUCCAAUUAAUAAGCCAUAUCCCCAUCCUUUAUUUAAGAAGCCACCAUUUCAUCAUCCCAUUUUUAAGUCCCCACAUCCUAAUAAGAAGCCAUGUCCUCCCUCAUCUUCCUAGAAUAAGAGUGCGAGAGCUCGAAUUUCAUUUCCUAUGAAAUGUUGCAAAUAAAGGCUUCUUUUGUUGGUUGAAAAGAAGAAUUGUAUAAGAAAUCAAUGAAAUGUUGUGAUUAUUAAUUAAGGUUGAUUCAGUGUGUAAUAAUAUUUUGUUAAUGUAUCUUUUGAAUUAAUGGAAACAAAAAUGUGAAAUACAAUGUAUGGUACUUUCUUUUUAUAAA
Humulus lupulus (European hop) is the source of this 891-nucleotide messenger RNA. RefSeq lists its product as uncharacterized. The record is from RefSeq and is a predicted model, not a curated record. The coding region runs from base 54 to 674 and encodes 206 amino acids. Lineage: Eukaryota; Viridiplantae; Streptophyta; Magnoliopsida; Rosales; Cannabaceae. The transcript is spliced from 2 exons.